AUGGGCAUUUGCUGUUCUGGGGGCUAGAAUCGUCCUAAAUAGAAAGGUGAACAUAAAGCGCAGAAUAUAAUCAAUGUGUAUUAAGAAUAGCAAAAAUAAGAUGAGUUCUAAGAAUUAAGUGGAGAAAUUUAGGAAAUUUUAGAGAUGUACUUGAAGCAUGAAAAGAAUUCUCCUUAACACAAGUCAUUAAGUGAAUCAAGUCAUUUAAAACACAGUCUUGAAAUGCCUAAUACUCCUUAUUUCAAGAACAACACAGAUUCUGAGGACUAAUUUCAUUUUCUUAGAUAAACUAAAUAAUUAGAAGAAAUUAGCAUAGAAGCGCUUGCCACAUAAAAGCAGUGA
This is a messenger RNA of Paramecium tetraurelia, 342 nucleotides long. RefSeq lists its product as uncharacterized. NCBI's taxonomy places the organism in Eukaryota, Ciliophora, Oligohymenophorea, Peniculida, Parameciidae. The record is from RefSeq and is a predicted model, not a curated record. The transcript is spliced from 2 exons.